AUGUCAUUUGUGAAUCAGGUUCUUAUCGUCGGUCUAGAUGGCAGCGGUCAGAGUACGCUCGUUAAGGAUCUCUUUGGUCGCGGACACCAUGAGUCACAUGACGGUUCUGUCCACAAGGCAAUUGGGUUGGUGACGAAGUAUUACAGUUCAGAAAUAGAUAUUUGGACAGAUGCUUAUGAGAAGGGCAGUUUCGACCAAUGGGCAAAUGAGUUCCUAUCUGAGGAGGCAAAACCAAUGAGGGAAAGUUUGAACGGUAUAAUAUUUACGUUCGAUUUUGAAGAGGAGCUGGGCGAAAUCGACCAGGUUAUAGGUCAUUUGGAGAGAAUCACUGAGUCGCUGGACGAACUCUCAGGAGAAGAAGACUACAACGGGUGGUCGGGAUUCAAAGCGGCAGUGGUAUCAGGAAUACCAGAACAGAGUGAAUUCGAGGGUUACGACGAUCUCGAAUACAGGUUCCAGCUUGCUGGGUUCGAGCUGGUGAACUAUGCUUGCAGUGCCAGAAACGAGUUUGGCGAAAAAGUUGGAAAGGAGAGGCUGAGAGAGAUAUUCGAGACAUGUGAAUGGACGCAAAUGGAAAGUGGAUCUAAAGAUGAUUCCGAGGAGGUUUCAGGUGAAGAUAUCGGUCAGAAACCAGAAGAUCUCGAUAAGGUCUUCCAAAUGGCCCUAGCUGCCAGGACUCAGGCUGCGCAAGUCACAAAUAAAGAAGAAAAGGAGAAGCUGGUUAAUGCCAAAUUGACAGAGAUAAUGAACAUAUUGUGA
Kuraishia capsulata CBS 1993 is the source of this 759-nucleotide messenger RNA. RefSeq lists its product as uncharacterized. Lineage: Eukaryota; Fungi; Ascomycota; Pichiomycetes; Pichiales; Pichiaceae. Gene Ontology annotation, molecular function: protein-macromolecule adaptor activity. Bases 1 to 759 code for a protein of 252 amino acids. The transcript is spliced from 2 exons. Gene Ontology annotation, biological process: vesicle-mediated transport. The record is from RefSeq and is a predicted model, not a curated record.